Molecule: messenger RNA, 842 nt
Organism: Megachile rotundata (alfalfa leafcutting bee)
Lineage: Eukaryota; Metazoa; Arthropoda; Insecta; Hymenoptera; Megachilidae
Product: NAD-dependent protein deacylase sirtuin-5, mitochondrial
Cellular component (GO): nucleus
Molecular function (GO): protein-malonyllysine demalonylase activity; protein-succinyllysine desuccinylase activity; histone deacetylase activity, NAD-dependent
Source: RefSeq, a predicted model, not a curated record
AUGAAUGUCAUGAAGUCAUUCCGAGAAAUAUUAGCAAAUGCGAAAAAUGUAUUAAUAUUAACUGGUAGCGGAGUUUCUGCAGAAUCUGGUAUUCCUACAUUCCGGGGUGCUGGUGGAUUUUGGAGAAAAUAUCAAGCCCCAAAUCUUGCAACUCCAGAAGCUUUUGCUGCAAAUCCUUCUUUAGUUUGGGAGUUUUACGAAUAUCGUAGAACAGUAGCCAGUCAAGUCAAACCUAACAAGGCUCAUGAAGCAAUAGCAGCUUUCCAAGAGAGUAGUUUAAAAAAUGGUAAAAAUGUUACUAUUAUAACACAAAACAUUGAUGAACUUCAUCAAAGAGCUGGAGCAAAAGAUGUGAUAGAGCUUCAUGGUUCACUUUAUAAAACUCGUUGUACAGUUUGUCAUGAUGUUUCUGUAAAUAAAAAUAUUCCAAUAUGUCCUGCACUAGAGGGAAAAGGAUCUCCAGAUCCAAAUAUUAUGACGUCUGAUAUUCCAAAAGAACAAUUACCAAGAUGUCAAAAAGAAAAUUGUAAUGGUUUGUUAAGACCACACAUUGUAUGGUUUGGUGAAAAUUUAGAUGAAAAUGUACUUCAACAGGCUUUUAAUGCAGUCGAAACGUGUGACGUUUGUUUGGUUAUUGGUACAUCAUCCGUUGUAUAUCCUGCGGCAAUGUUUGCGCCAGAAGUAGCAAAUCGCGGUAUUCCUGUUGCCGAGUUUAAUUUAGAAAUGACUCCAGCUUCAAGACACUUUCAGUAAGUUAAGUUUCCCAAUCUUCUAAAUAUUUUUUACAUGCAAUAGUCUUAUAGUUCAUAUAAAAAAUAUAAAAUUUGAUCAUUUUUAAAAGU